This is a messenger RNA of Drosophila guanche, 2175 nucleotides long. Its product is annotated as N-acetylgalactosaminyltransferase 4-like. The transcript is spliced from 4 exons. Gene Ontology annotation, cellular component: Golgi apparatus. NCBI's taxonomy places the organism in Eukaryota, Metazoa, Arthropoda, Insecta, Diptera, Drosophilidae. The record is from RefSeq and is a predicted model, not a curated record. The coding region runs from base 1 to 1944 and encodes 647 amino acids.
AUGGCCAUGAAGAAACGCUACGUCAAGCGACUGGUUCGCAAGGUGAUAUUCUGGCUGCUGUCCAUUGCCGCCGUCUCGCUGGUCACCACGCUGAUUGUGGAGAAGCGCAUAGGACCCAGCCCCACCGAUUCGGAGGAGCAUCUUGAUCCCAAUGGUGAUCCCAUAACGCCCGUUUUCCGGGCCGCCAAUCUGCAGCCCACGCGUCGUGCUGCUCGUCCGCCCUACCAGGAUCGCAGCCUGGCCAGGGAGCAGCCGCGCGUGGAGCAACCUCAGCUGAAUGGCUUCAGGCUGCCUGAAGUGGAGGGCGAGCGACGCGACUGGCACGACUAUGCCGCCAUGGAGGCGGACAAACUGCGUUCGGGUCUCGGGGAGCAUGGGCUGCCCGCGGAGAUCGAGAAUCCCGAUGAGAAAGAGUUGGAGCAGCAGCUGUACAGAAAGAAUGGGUUCAAUGGUCUGCUCUCUGACAGGAUUUCCGUCAAUCGAUCCGUGCCGGAUGUGCGAUUGGAGCAAUGCAAGACCCGCAAGUACCUGUCUAAGCUGCCGAAUAUCAGCGUGGUUUUCAUCUUCUACAACGAGCACUUCAGCGCCCUGCUGCGCUCCAUCUACAGCGUCAUAAAUCGCACGCCAGCGGAGCUGCUCAAGCAAAUCAUACUCGUGGAUGAUGGCAGUGACUGGGAGACGCUGAAGCAGCAGCUGGACGACUAUGUCUCCCUGCACUUUCCCCAACUGGUGACGGUGGUGAGGAAUGUGGAGCGCAAGGGUCUGAUUGGAGCACGGCUCGAGGGUGCCAAAGUGGCCACCGGCGAGGUGAUGGUCUUCUUUGACUCACACAUUGAAGUGAACUACAAUUGGCUGCCUCCCCUGAUCGAGCCCAUAGCCAUCAAUCCAAAGAUCUCCACCUGUCCCAUUGUGGACAUCAUCGAUCACAGCAACUUUGCCUACAACGGUGGCUACCAGGAGGGCUCCCGCGGUGGCUUCGACUGGCGCUUCUUCUACAAGCAGCUGCCCGUGCUGCCCGAGGACAGUGUGGACAAGUCCCAGCCCUAUCGUGAUCCCGUCAUGAUGGGCGGCCUGUUUGCCAUCAGAACUGAUUUCUUCUGGGACCUGGGUGGCUACGACGAUCAGCUGGACAUCUGGGGCGGGGAGCAGUACGAGCUGAGCUUCAAGAUUUGGAUGUGCGGCGGCAUGCUGCUGGAUGUGCCCUGCUCCCGUGUGGCGCACAUAUUCCGCGGACCCAUGGACCCCAGACCAAAUCCCAGAAACUACAACUUUGUGGGCAGGAAUCACAAACGUGUGGCCGAGGUCUGGAUGGAUGAGUACAAGGAAUACGUUUACACGCGGGAUCCGCAGACCUAUGACAACAUCGAUGCUGGCGAUCUGACGCGUCAGCGCGCCAUUCGCGAGCGACUGCAGUGCAAGUCCUUUGACUGGUACAUGAAGGAGGUGGCCCCGGACUUCCUCAAGAAAUUCCCGCCCGUGGAGCCGCCCAACUAUGCCUCGGGUGCCAUACAGAAUGUGGCCUAUUCCUCCUACUGCCUCGACACCAUGAACCAGGGCGCCCACAAUGCCGUGGGGCUGUACAGCUGUGCGGAGAAUCGCACCCAUCCGCAGAACAAUCAGUUCUGGCUGCUCACACCCGAUCGGGAGCUGCGGCACAACGGGGCGUCCAACUGCCUGGAUGUGCAGGACCAGCAUGCGAAUGCCACGGUCUGGAUGUGGAGCUGCCACAACCAGGGCGGCAAUCAGUUCUGGUACUACGAUCGCGCGCACAAGUGGCUGGUGCAUGCCCCCAACGGGCGCCGCUGCAUGGAGGCCAUUGUGGCGCAGGAGGAGGGCAAGGCUGCGGUGUACACCAAUGAGUGUGAUCCGGCAAACGAUCGCCAGAAAUGGGAGAUCGGCUACGUCAACAACGAACUGCUGGAUAAGUACUUCGAGGGAGUGUAAAGCCAGAGCCAGACCCAGGCCCAGCUCCACAGACUUUUUUCAUCCAUUGUCACAAGCAGUACAUAUUUAUGUACAUAUAUGUACAUAUAUGUAUGUACAUAUGUACAACGAUCGCUUCAGCAAGUUCGUGGAACUCGCGCACGAGGAGCCAGCCUAGCCUAGUUCAUUGCUCGUUGCGAAGGUUUCCUUCUCCAGUCUCUAAAAUAAAUUCCAUUUUUUCCAUUAUUUUAU